AUGUUAUUUAUAAAAAUAGUAUAUUUGAACUGUCAGUCACUAUUAAUGGGCAGCUCUUUAGAUAACGCUGUUGAAAAUGAGUUAAGAGAUAGCAAAUUAAAAAAUGCUAAUCCUCCAAAUAAAAUUGUAGCAGGGAGUCUUAAAACAACUAAAUCAAAUGUCGGGUCUUUAAUUAAAUCAGAAUUAACAGGUGUGAGUUCUGAUAUUCAAGAUAACAUUAACAACAUGAUUCAAAACUCAAAAGUUGAUAGAAGUAAAUUUCGAGAUUUAUUCCUAAUUAAGAAACAUGUUGUAAAUAAUGGAGAAAAAACUAUUGUUUCAUUUGAUGUACAAGAAAGAAUUAUUCCUAAAGAGACUGGUAUGCUUUCAAUAAUUAAUGAUGAUAGUUUUAUCAAAAUAUUUUUAAUUUGUGUGAUGUUGCUCUUAUUAGCUUUAGUAUUUGCUACUUCAUUAAAAGUUUAUCAAUCAAUUAUCAAAAUCAAUAAAGAUAAAAAAUUACUAGAAGAAGAAAUUUAA
Molecule: messenger RNA, 516 nt
Organism: Hepatospora eriocheir
Lineage: Eukaryota; Fungi; Microsporidia; Hepatosporidae
Source: the annotation of a GenBank genome assembly